UCAUAUGUGGCUGAGUCAUGCAGCGUGGACAUGAUGAUCAAGGUGUUACCGUGGGGACCAGUGACAUGCAAUAAGAACUGUUCUUAUACAGAGAUAUUGCAGAGUGAGGAGGUGAAGGGGAUUCAGCUCAAAUGGCGAGCCAAUCUAUGUGGAGAAUGGGAUGGUGGAGAUGGUACUUGCUUCUUGGACAACUCCUCCAACAUGGUGUUUUGCCCUUAUGAAGUAGGUUUUUUGCGAAGUAUUUCAAGUGAGUUUGCAACAAUUUACUUUUGGUAUUUUCAAGGAAAAAAUGGAAUUAGCAAAAAUGGAUGUUCUUUCUGUUGUUCAAACAUUUUUUUUAAUUAAUUUUUUUACUAUGCAGAUUUUCUGGCAGACGGGCUCAAUGCGGGAGUUAUGGUUAUCCCAAUUUAUAGCUUGCUCUCAUGGUUUGCAUUAAAACUUGCACUUGGUCCCCCAUUUGUGGUUGCAUUCUUGAUUUAUAAAUGGAGGAGGAGGGAUCAAUCUGGGUGUGAAGAGGUCGAGGAUUUUCUCCAAAAUCACAGUAAUCUAACACCCAUCAAGUACUCUUACUCUGAUAUAAAGAAAAUGACCAAAGGUUUCAAGCACAAGUUAGGUGAAGGAGGCUAUGGCUAUGUCUAUAAAGGAAAGCUCCAAAGUAAACGUGAUGUUGCUGUGAAAAUAUUAGGCAAGUCCAAAAAACCAAAUGAGCAACAGUUCAUAAAUGAAGUUGUCACUAUUGGAAAGAUUCGUCACAUCAAUGUAGUGCAAUUGAUUGGAUUUUGUGCAGAAAGAACUAAGCGAGCUCUUGUUUAUGAGUACAUGCCUAAUGGUUCUCUAGACAAGCACAUAUUUUCACAAGAACAAGGGAAUAUAUCAAUAAGCUAUGAGAAAAUCUAUAAUAUUUCUCUUGGGGUGGCUCGUGGAAUUGAAUACUUACAUGAAGGUUGUGAUAUGCAUAUUCUACACUUUGAUAUCAAACCUCAUAACAUUCUUCUUGAUGAUGAUUUUAAUCCAAAGAUCUCGGACUUUGGACUUGCAAAGUCAUAUCCAAUAGAUGAUAGCAUUGUGUCUUUAACAGUGGCAAGAGGAACAAUGGGUUACAUGGCACCUGAAUUGCUCUACAAAAACAUUGGAGGCAUCUCAUACAAAGCUGAUGUUUAUAGCUUUGGGAUGCUAUUGAUGGAGAUGGCAGGUAGAAGAAAGAACUUGAAUGCUAUGGAGUACUCUUGGCAGACCUACUUUGCUAAAUGGGUUUAUGACCAAUUUGAGGAAAUGAUAGAUUUGAGUAAUGUCACAGAAGAGGAAAAGGUGAUAGCAAAUAAGAUGAUAGUAAUAGCUUUACAUUGCAUACAGAUGAAGCCAAAUGAUCGUCCUUCAAUGAAUGAAGUAAUAAAGAUGCUUGAAGGAGAAUCUGAGUUCCAAGAUGCUCUUCCUUCUCAGCCUCUGUUUACUUUGCAGGGGAUGCCAACAGAUCAUGUUCAUGCUGGUGAAAGUUCGAAUUUGGCAUGUUGUCAAUCAGAGUAAGAAGUUCUUAUAAAUUGUAACUGAAUAU
This is a messenger RNA of Gastrolobium bilobum, 1552 nucleotides long. Its product is annotated as rust resistance kinase Lr10-like. The transcript is spliced from 3 exons. The record is from RefSeq and is a predicted model, not a curated record. Gene Ontology annotation, molecular function: ATP binding; protein kinase activity. NCBI's taxonomy places the organism in Eukaryota, Viridiplantae, Streptophyta, Magnoliopsida, Fabales, Fabaceae. Gene Ontology annotation, biological process: protein phosphorylation. The coding region runs from base 394 to 1524 and encodes 376 amino acids.